AUGGUUUUAACGCCAUUCUUGUUGUUACUGGGUUUUUGUGAAGCCUUAAGCCCGCAUGUGCUCAACAACCAGCCUGACAUUGCGUUGGAUAUUGAUAGAUCUCCGACUUUGACUCCAAAUCAGGAGCUAUUGAAAAUCGGUUCGAAGUUUGCUAUUGCUUCAGACUUAGAACUAUGUAGCAAUAUGACACUACAUAAGGUAUUCUUGGAUUUCCCAGGUUCAAAUGCUGUCGAUGCGGCAGUUACUGUUGCGUUGUGUAUUGGCAUGAUCAAUUUCUUUAACAGUGGAAUUGGUGGAGGCGGAUUCGCUGUCGUUUCGACAAAAGAGGAGAGUGUAACGUAUGAUUUCAGGGAGACGGCGCCAUUACUUAGCAAUAAUACAAUGUACGACGGACUCGGUGAUUUUGCGUCCGUAGUUGGCGGGUUAUCAAUUGCAGUUCCUGGAGAAUUGGCUGGAUUAUAUGAUAUGUGGAGCGAAUAUGGUAGUGGUAAGAUUUCUUGGCAAAAUGUUUUGCAACCUGUCAUUGACUUGGGCUAUCAUGGAUGGGAAAUCCAGGAAGUAUUAGGUGCUUCAUUAGGAGCCUAUGAAUAUUUCUUGAGGAUGAACUUUGAAGACUGGCAAUUUGUGUUUAAUGAGGAUGGUUCCAUCAAGAAAAAGGGAGAUUGGCUUAAAAGACCUACCCUUGCUAAAACUCUUGAAGUCUUAGCUAAAAACGGUUCAGUUGCACCAUUUUACGAUCCCAAUUCUUAUCUUGUGAAAUCUAUGGUAUCUAAGAUAAAAGAAAGAGGAGGUAUCAUCACCAGAGAAGAUUUCUCACUCUACAAAGCUGAAAAGCAAAAACCACUAUCAGUACUGAUUAGAAGCGGAUGGGAAAAUAUGCCUAAUAAUGAUUUGACUGUGCUCACCUCCAGCGGAUCAUCUAGUGGUGCAGCUUUGAUAGCAGCACUAAAAGUUUUAGAUGCAUUCCCAUCUGUGACAGGUGGUGAUUACUCAACACAACAGACAUACGAAUUAGUGGAGGCUAUGAAGUGGUUAGCUAGUGCAAGAUCAAGAUUGGGAGAUUACGGAGGUGGAGAUGAAUUGCCAUCACGGAUCCAAAAAGUCUUGAAUGACCCAUGGAUACAGCACGCAGUCUUAAAAAUAAAAGAAAAUGGUAAUGAUUCAAAUUUCAGGACACUACCAAAUUGGAAAGACUAUCAUCCUGCAUACGAAAUGAAUGAGCCACAUGGAACAGCACACUUUUCAGUUGUUGAUGAUAAGCAUAAUGCGGUAUCGUUGACAACAACCGUCAAUCUACUAUUUGGCUCCUUGGUGCAUGAUCCCGUAACUGGAGUCAUCUUUAAUAACGAAAUGGACGAUUUUUCUAUCGCUGGCAGAUCGAACAGUUUUGGAUUGGCGCCAUCUGCAUAUAAUUUGAUUGAACCAGGAAAAAGACCACUAUCUUCUUGCGUGCCCACUAUUAUCUUAAAUGAGUUGGGAUUCCCAGACUUGGUGGUUGGGGCCUCAGGAGGUUCCCGUAUUAGUCCUUCAAUUUUGCAAGUAAUUGUAAGAAAGUACUGGUAUCAAAUGCCACUAUUAGAAACGAUUGCAUAUCCAAGAGUACAUCAUCAGUUAUUGCCGGACAUUUUAGAGGUUGAAAGCUUUCCAAUGGUGGGUAAAGCCUUGAUCGCUGAGCUAGUGAAAAUGGGUCAUACUCCCAAGGAAAUGCCUUCAAGAUCGGUGGUUAAUGGGAUUUGUAGAGUCAAUGCAGAGUGGCAUGCUGUUAGUGAUUAUUGGCGCAAAAGGGGCAUUGCUGCAGCGAUGUGA
This is a messenger RNA of Kluyveromyces lactis, 1806 nucleotides long. RefSeq names its product gamma-glutamyltransferase (gene ECM38). The transcript has a single exon. Gene Ontology annotation, cellular component: fungal-type vacuole; plasma membrane. Lineage: Eukaryota; Fungi; Ascomycota; Saccharomycetes; Saccharomycetales; Saccharomycetaceae. The record is from RefSeq and is a predicted model, not a curated record. Gene Ontology annotation, molecular function: glutathione gamma-glutamate hydrolase. Gene Ontology annotation, biological process: glutathione catabolic process. Bases 1 to 1806 code for a protein of 601 amino acids.